AAGCAGAUCAAAGACCUCCUAACAUAGCUUGUAAGUGGGAGUUGGAUUUUCGUUCAACGAGAGACACUCGCGAAUCGCGAUUAACUUAUUUAACGAGACUAGCAAUAAGUGAAGUCACUAACCUCUCCUACCCUUGCUCACUCUUUGACCCAAAUCUUCCACCCAUUUUUAACUCUUUGACUUUCAUUUAAUCAUUUUCCUGCUCAGUUCCGCCCAUCUCUUCUUCUGCAUUGUGUGAGUUUUCAUUAGUUUUGUCUAUUUGCAUUUUAACCCACAAACAAUUUUAAAUAGUAGCCCAUGUGGUUGUGGUUUGUUUGCUUAGGUAGAAGUGUAAAAAAAGAGACAAAACUUGUUGACCUAUUCAGUGAGCUCUACCAGUACUGCUGCCUCAUAUAUCAUCCUAUAUUUCUUUCACUCUUCUCCUGCUAACCCACAUAUCAUAGUUUUCCUACAUUUCUUUGUCUCCUUUUUUUUACACCAGAUCUUACCUCUGAAGAAAUGACUAAAGAUGAAGACUUUAAACUCCUCAAAAUCCAGACCUGUGUUCUCAGAGUGAACAUACACUGUGAAGGAUGUGAGCAGAAAGUGAAGAAAAUUCUUCAGAGAAUUGAAGGUGUGUACCAAGUAAAGAUAGAUGCAGAGCAACAAAGGGUGAGUGUGUCAGGCAAUGUUGAUUCUGCAACUCUAGUUAAGAAAUUGGUGAGAGCGGGCAAACAUGCUGAGCUCUGGUCUCAAAAAUCAAACCAAAUCCAGAAACAGAAAAGCGGUUGUACCAAGGAAGACAAGAACACCAAACCUAAGAAGCCGAACGUGCCCAAAAAGAAGCACAACGAUCUGCAGGAGCAGGACGAUGAUCAGAUGCAGCUCAUCAGGGACAAGAUCAAUCAGCUUGCUCUCCUCAAGCACCAAGCCGAAGCCAAUGCCAAUGCCAAUGCCAAUGGGAAAAUGAACAACGUUGUUGCUGGUGCUAAGAAAGGGAACCAGGCUCAGACACCUCCUCCCAAGAUGAAGAAUGCCCUACAAAUGCCCAACACCACCACCAUGUCUGCAAACGACAUUAGCGCUAUGAUGAAUCUUGCCGGUUUUCAUGGAAGCGGAGGUGCCAAUGUCAACGGCGGAUUCCAAGUUCCGCCCAAUAACUUCUACCCGCCGAUUCCGUACCACGAUGUGGCGGCGGGGAAUAAUAAUGUUCCUUCGUCGGCAUUUAUGAACUUGCAAAACCGGCACGGUGGUUUCCAGCAGCCUCAGAUGUUGUAUAAUCGGAGCUCGUUUGUGCCUCCCAGCACCGGUUAUUACUACAACUACGGCGGCGGCGGCGGAGAUCAUAUGUUUAGCGAUGACAACGCAGCUAGUUGUAGGCUUAUGUAGUUUGGAUUUACUUCUUUUACUGACUUUAUAUGUUUCUGCUAGUUUGGAUGUGGUGUGCGGAUUUCUUCAA
Molecule: messenger RNA, 1438 nt
Organism: Salvia miltiorrhiza (redroot sage)
Lineage: Eukaryota; Viridiplantae; Streptophyta; Magnoliopsida; Lamiales; Lamiaceae
Product: heavy metal-associated isoprenylated plant protein 37-like
Exons: 3
Coding region: 499-1368 (289 amino acids)
Molecular function (GO): metal ion binding
Source: RefSeq, a predicted model, not a curated record